GGGAUGAAUGAAUCCACGUAGGAGUGUCCCAUGGCCCUCCUCAAACAGAAAAGCCCUUGUGAACACUCACACUGGGGGUUCUUACUUGACCACGUGACGUGCAUCCAGGGAUAGCCCAAACUUGGAGACCGCCGCGUAAUGGACACGUUUUCUAGCACGCUACACCGCAGAAAAGCGUAAAUGGAGAUAAAUGAAUUAAUAAAAGUCUUUCUUCAGUCCCGUGAGAACUGGAAAUAACGUUAUGACCAUUCAACUUAUGAGUUCCAGCAAAAAUGUCUAAGUUGGAAAUUUAACAAUGAGUGAUCUCCUUUUGUUCGCGGAAAUGACAGGGUAUGAAGUCCGUAUUGACAAAUAUUAACGUUUAGUGUAAUUAGGCGUUUCACUCACUUUAAUAAGUGAAGUACUUUGGAGUCUUCACAGGCUACGCACAGGAACAAUGUGUACCAGAAGCGAUCAUUCGGGAUGCUCCAGAUGAACCCGUUCCGUCUCCAAUGCUGCAACUCAUGGGCCCAGGCAACACAAGAGAGCCUGUCACUGGUGAUUGUGGAUUUAUCUCAUAUAGAACAACUACAGUUAAACACUGCCUAUCUCCCAGAAGAUGAAUUGUAGUCCCAGGUUCUGACAUGAGAUGAACCCAAAACAGUUGGCAACAGCAACUAAAUAGAAGUCUGUGGAGGCAUUUCCUAAAUCAAAGUUAAUUUGAGAAUGAGGAACAAGUAUGCAGUCAUCAUUAUCAGCAUUGUGGCACUUGUCAUCAUUGAGAAAGAAAACAACAUUAUUUCAAGGGUCUCGAAUAAGCUGACACUUAGACAGAGCCCACAGACGGAGCCUCCAGUGCCCUACAAUGCUUCCAGUGCUCUGGUAGUAAUGGACGACAAUGGUUCCUAUCCAGAGGAUAUGUUUGCUGAAAGCAGCAUUCAGGAAGGCCGAAAGCACAUCCUCUUGAUGGCUACCACUCGUACAGGAUCUUCCUUCGUGGGCGAGUUCUUCAACCAACAAGGUGGCAACAUGUUUUACCUCUUUGAGCCUCUCUGGCAUGUGGAGAGGAUGCUGUCGAUUGGCUCGAAUGGCACAAAUGCCAGCAUUUCUGUUUUGGUGUACAGGGAUGUCCUGCAGCAUCUCUUUUUGUGUAAUUUCUCCAUGUUGGAGCACUUCAUCAGCCCUCCUCCGCAGGACCACGUCACCCCUGCCCUGUUCCGCAGAGAGUCCAGCAAGGCCCUGUGUGAGGAGCAAGUCUGCUCUCCAGUUGUAAAAGAUGUUUUUGAGAGGUACCACUGCAAGACGAGACGCUGCGGGCCGCUCAAUCUGACCUUGGCAACUGAGGUGUGCCUACGAAAACAGCACAGGGUGAUCAAAACAGUGAGGGUUCGACAAUUAGACACACUUCGUUCUCUAGUAGAGGACCCUCGGUUGGAUACCAGACUCAUUCAGCUGGUUAGAGACCCUCGAGCCAUCCUGGCAUCAAGGAUGGUGGCCUUUGCCAGUAAGUACCAGAACUGGAAAAGUUGGGCUGUGAAUGGAGAUGUUCCUAUAGAGGACGAAGAGGUCAAGCGUCUCGAAAGAAACUGUAACAAUAUCCGCAUCUCUGCUGAGUUGGGCUUGAGUCAGCCGAAAUGGCUGAAAAACCGUUAUAUGCUUGUGCGUUAUGAGGAUAUCGCCAGGUGCCCCAUGCAGAAAGCAGCAGAAAUGUACAAUUUCACAGGGAUUCCGAUGACGUCACAAGCACGGGAUUGGAUUCUCAAAAACACGCAUGCAUCAACCGAGGCAAGUGGCGUGUAUUCCACCCAAAAAAACUCUUCAGAACAGGUGGAGAAAUGGCGGCUUAGUAUACCGUUCAAACUGGCCCAAGUCGUACAGAAAGUUUGUGGACCGACCAUGAAACUUUUUGGGUAUAGGUUUGUAGACAGUGAACAGACACUGUUGAACAGAUCUUUUAAUUUGCUGGAAGAAAAACUAUUUAUUAAGGGAUAGAUUGUAUUUUUGAUGCAUAAUUUGUUACAGGAAAACUAAGCAUGAGAUUUGACAAGGUUUUAUUUAAAUAUGUGGACUUACAAUUUUCAUAGCAGAGACACACUGGCACAUUGGGAUGUUGCUUAUACUGAGGUACUUGUGGCAUGCAUCACCUGAUUUAUAUGAACAUAAAGCCUAACUACAGUUUAUUAGAUUAGAUUAGAUUAGAUUCAACUUUAUUGUCACUGCAAAUGUAUGGUAAAAGGCAACGAAAUGCAGUUAGCAUCUAACCAGAAGUGCAAUAAGCACAGAAUAUACAAGGUCUUAAAUAUGUACAAUAACUAUACAUAUAAGUAUUAUGGACAUCAUUUACAGAUUUACAGCAGGUUAAUGUCAGUGCACCAUGUGACCAGGUGCUGUACAUCUUCCCUGUAGGCAGUCUCAUCAUUGUCACUGAUGAGCCCAAUCACCGUGGUGUCAUCUGCUAACUUAAUGAUGGAGUUGGAUCCAUGCACAGGUUUGCAUUCGUUGGUGUAGAGGGAGUAGAGGAAUGGGCUCAGCACACAGCCCUGUGGUACGCCGGUGUUGAGUGUGAUGGUGGUGGAGCAGGUGUGUUUUAAUCAGAGCAACUGAGAAAAACCUGCAACACACAGCCAAAGACUUGUAAGAUAACCGGAUGAAAGGAGGAAAACCAUUUCAAUGCAGUGUGUUAAGAAGAACACUAGACAAGUAUGGCCUUCAUGUUGAGACAUCUUGUAGCAUACCACUCUUGAUCAAGAAGAACAAAAGGCGAACUUGAACUUGAUAAAAUUCAUUUGUAUAGACCUGUGGAGCUCUGCAAGAAUGUUUAAUGGAGUGAUGUGACCAAACAGGAACUUUUUAGACCCAUGGACCAAUGGAUUAGUAUGUCUGCUGCAAAAAAAGGCAAAGCUCAUAAGCAGAAGAACACCAUCUCCAUCGUCAAAUUUGGAUGUGGAUCAGUCCUGUUAUGGGGUUGCUUUACUGUAGCAGGAAGUGGAAGCCAUGACUGUAUGAAGGAAAUCAUGGAUGUCUAUGGAGGAAUCAGAUGUAGUUCCCCGAGUUGAUUUGAUUGCUAUUGGGCCCUUUGUCUUUGCAGUUUGCAGUUCCCUGUGUGUAACUGAGUAUAACUAAUACCAUUUUGGAGGGUUGAUCUCUGUCUACAGGUCAUCUUUAUUCCCUUAAAUGACCAGUCUUCUCUGACUGGUGUGCAGCAUGGAACGAGGACCCGACCUCUAGUGAGGUGUCCCACAUGCUAUCUUUUUUACAAGAGCUGCUGGAUAAGGGGCGCACCCCUUCCACGCUCAAAGGGUAUGUUGUAGCCAUCACUGCAUCAUUCUCUCUUGGCUUAGCCAAGGCUAUAGCAUCUUGGCUUGCUGGCUUGCAGUGCCCCUUAGAUGUGAGGGCCCACUCCACCAGAGGAAUGGCCUCUCCCUGGGAUUGGUCCAGUGGGAUUUAUUUUGGUGAUAUUUGUGCAGCCACUGGCUACUUGUUGCCGUCUACUUUCACCAGGAUUUAAAACUUGGAUAUCCCUGCACUGCAGGCAUGGAUUUUGUCUGCUUAAUUCUACCUAGUUCACCAAGACCAUUUGAAAGGGAACACUCCGAUUACUAACGUAACCUUGUUUCUUUGAGAUAAGGGAACAAGCGUUGCGUGGCUGCCGUGCUAUAAGACUGCUUGCAAACUGAUGACAGUUACUUCAGUCUAAAGAUUCUGCCAAAAUGAUGCUCAGAGCCGACUUAAACAGAGGUCGACUCCUUCUCUUUUGGCAGUGAAAGCAAAAUUAGUUUCAUGCAGCUGCAUGACAGUAACUAGUUUCCCUUAUCUCAGGAAUCUGAGGUUACAUUAGAAACCGGAGUGUUUUCUCUGCACACAUAAUUUUACAAUCUUAACUCAACACAGAUUUACUAAGAACCAGUGAUGUUCUCCUUGUACAAAUAACACUACUAUCGUAUUUUAACUAAAUAUCCACAUUAUCCUCAAACUGUUUCCUGACACUUCCUGGCCACAGAGACCUAGUGUAUGCCAAAGCUUACAGUAGUAUCUUCAUACUUUGUUUCAUUCGUUUUUUCAUUCAUGCUUUAUGUUUCAUACUUCAAGCAAGCAGCAAAUGAUACAAGAUACAAAUACAUUGUUCUUUACAGAAAUAGCUGCUUCUCAGAACAAUAAGCCACAAAAACAAAUUUAUGUUUCUCUUUAAAUGUACUGCUGCUAUCUGUUUGCAACAAUAAAUAAUAUAAGAUCUGCUGCAUUCACUGGCACCGUCAGAUAAAUGUGCAUCUAAAAUCUAACAUUUGUUAAACAAAGAGCGAGAGAGAGUGUCUGUCUACACACUGAUAUUUUAUGACAUAGUCAUUGUGAAAGCUGAUUUCCACAAGAACAAAGAAUCAGUUCUCUAAAUGUAAGUUUUUUUUUGUGAUGCAAGUAGGCUGAACAUAAAAUAUUAUACCUGCAUGCUUUCUGUUUCUAGUUCAUGCUGAGGACAUAUGCAAAUGGCUCUGGUUUAAUUGGCACAGGACUUUCCUUUCCACAAAUCAAUAUCAAAGACAUCUCUAAUGUAUACUGUAUAUAUGCCAAUAAAGACAUGAAGGCCUUUGAAAACAAA
Carassius auratus (goldfish) is the source of this 4573-nucleotide messenger RNA. RefSeq names its product carbohydrate sulfotransferase 3-like. Lineage: Eukaryota; Metazoa; Chordata; Actinopteri; Cypriniformes; Cyprinidae. Gene Ontology annotation, biological process: carbohydrate metabolic process; N-acetylglucosamine metabolic process. The record is from RefSeq and is a predicted model, not a curated record. Gene Ontology annotation, cellular component: Golgi membrane. The transcript has 4 exons. Gene Ontology annotation, molecular function: chondroitin 6-sulfotransferase activity; N-acetylglucosamine 6-O-sulfotransferase activity. Bases 706 to 1971 code for a protein of 421 amino acids.